Astyanax mexicanus (Mexican tetra) is the source of this 7756-nucleotide messenger RNA. RefSeq names its product F-box and leucine-rich repeat protein 4 (gene fbxl4). Gene Ontology annotation, molecular function: protein binding. The transcript is spliced from 8 exons. NCBI's taxonomy places the organism in Eukaryota, Metazoa, Chordata, Actinopteri, Characiformes, Acestrorhamphidae. Gene Ontology annotation, biological process: SCF-dependent proteasomal ubiquitin-dependent protein catabolic process. The coding region runs from base 197 to 2056 and encodes 619 amino acids. Gene Ontology annotation, cellular component: SCF ubiquitin ligase complex. The record is from RefSeq and is a predicted model, not a curated record.
UGUUGCUGUCCAGUGUAAACACAGGCACACACUUGUUCACUCCAAUGGCCGCAGGAAGGUUUUUUGACACACUUUCUCCUUCUGGUCUUGUGUCAUGCAUGCAGCUCGUCCUGUAGCCUGUGCAGUGUAGUCGCUGGGGGGGUGCUAUCUGACCCUGAAUACCCCCCUACCCCUGCCCCUGGCCUCCCCAGCCCCUAUGUUCCCUAUGCUAACCCUUCUCAGCAUGUUUUACUAUAUCUGUCUGCGGCGGCGGUGCAGGAGCGGGUCCCGGGGAGAGUCUCUGGGCGGACGGCGCGCGCUCGUCGAUUUGGGUCAGCGUUCCACCCUGCCAGUGACCGUAGAGGUGGAACAGUACGCUAAGGAGGUUCUAGACUUCAGCUCGCAUUAUGGCAGCGAGAACAGCAUGUCCUACACUAUGUGGAACCUGGCUGGGGUGCCAAACGUGUACCCCAGCUCUGGAGAUUUCACUCAGACGGCUGUGUUUCGGACGUACGGACGCUGGUGGGAUCAGUGUGUUAGCUCUCCUGCCCAGAUACGCCGCACACCGCCCUCCUUCCACAGCCGAGACUUCCUGGAGCUGGCUUUCGAGGAGCAGGUGUACCCCACCGCUGUGGAAGUGCUGGAGACCUACCAUCCGGGUGCUGUUGUGCAGAUCCUGGCCUGUUCACUAAAUCCGUUUACGCAGAAUCCACCUGCUGAUGUCAGGUGGGAGGUGUUAUGGUCAGGCGAACCCACUAAAGCCAUGAGCCCCCAGGCUCGUCAGUUUUCCCCCACCAUCCGGCCCAUCAACUUCCCCACCAACCUGCUGCGUCUGGAGGUGAACAGCUCUAUGCUGGAGUAUUACACCGAGCUGGAUGCAGUGGUCCUGCGGGGGGUCCGCGAAAGGCCCAUCCUCGCACUCUAUAAGAUGCCUAUGAUAGACAUCAGCGAUCUGAGUGAUGGUGAAGAGGACCUGAGUGAGACCGGGGGAGCCCUAUGCUGCAGGUCUGCCGCUGCUGACCACAAGCACAGCCUCGGCAACGGCUACUUCGAUAAACUGCCAUACGAGUUGAUCCAGGUAAUUAUAAGUCACCUGGCGGUUCCUGAUCUGUGUCGUUUGGGUCAGUGCUGUAAACUUCUGCAGCAGCACUGUUCUGAUCCGCUGCAGUACGUCCAGCUCAGCCUGCAGCCGUACUGGUCUCGGCUCAACGAUGCAUCACUCGCCCAUCUACAGCCACGCUGCACACUCCUGCAGAGACUCAACAUGUCCUGGUGCGGAAACCGAGGAGCCGUGACGGCCGCCGGAUUCUGCAGCUUCAUCAGGUCGUGUGGAAUGAGCUUGGUGUGUCUGGAGCUGUCCUGCUGCCAUUUCCUGAAUGAAAUGUGUUUGGAGGUCAUCUGUGCGACGUGUCCACGCCUGCAGGAGCUGGACCUGUCCUCGUGUGACCGGCUGCAGCCUCAGGCCUUCACACACAUCGCCAAGCUCGCACACCUUCAACGCCUCAUUCUCUACCGCACCAAGAUAGAGCAAACAGCCAUGCUGAACAUUCUGACAUUCUGCAUUGAACUGAAACACCUCAACCUGGGCAGCUGUGUGAUGAUAGAGGAUUAUGACGUGGUGGUGAGCCUGCUGGCGGCACGGUGUCGGGGGUUGGUGUCUCUGGACCUGUGGCGCUGUAGGAACCUGAGUGAGCGGGGGCUGGCCGAGCUGGUGGCCGGCUGUGCAGGGUUAGAGGAACUGGACCUGGGCUGGUGCUCCAGUCUCCACAGCAGCUCCGGCUGCAUCCAGCUGUUGUGCCGCAGGCUGAAGCGUCUGCGCAAACUGUUCCUCACCGCAAACCGCACCGUCUGCGAUAACGACCUCGAGCAGCUUGCAGCGAACUGCCCUUCACUGGAGCACCUCGACAUACUGGGUACGAGGAUGGUGAGUCCGGCCGCUGUGCGCAGGCUGCUGCAGUCGUGUCCUCGGCUGCGAUUGCUGGACGUCUCCUUCUGCUCUCAGCUCGACACACGGACUGUACAGGAACUGACCAACCUGUUCCCGAACAUCUCCAUUAAAAAGAGCUUCACCCAGUGACCUCUGCACUAGCAGGGGGCACAGGGUUUUACUGGUGCUGCAGUUGUGACUGCUCUGCAUUACAGUGUUUUUACAGCAAUAGUCUAAAAAAGAACAGCGUUUCUAAUCUCACCUCAUGUGUAGUCAAUCAGAAAAGACAUGUGUGGUGUCUGAAUUUGAUUGUCUGCAACCUUUGACAUGCCACCCAAAAAUAUGAUCUCUCAAAGAGAGUCACGUCAGUCACUGCGUAACAUUUCAUAACAUUUAAAAAAUUAGGUUGUAAACUACAACCGCAAGUUAAUAUUAUUUAAUAAUAAUUAUAAUUGAAUUUCGCAAUUGUUUUCCCUAUUAUCUUUUUAUAAAUUAGUGUUUUGAAAUACACACAUUCAGAGUGAGUUUUGGUGUGAAAUUUUGGUUUAUUGUAGAGAAAAAACCUACCAGUUUGGAUUUCUAAGCAGUGGUGGUGAUGGGAAAAUUUACAUUUGCAUAAAUUACAUUUUUAUUUCCAUUAUAUUUAUAGCAUUUAGCUGACGCUCUUAUCCAGAGCGACUUACAUUGUUAUUCGCAUUACAGAAAUGGGAAAAUGUAUUGUUAGGAGUCUUGCCCAAGGACCCUAAUUAGUGUAGAACAGCAUAGUCACCAAGUCUCCCAUAUGAUGUGGUAGCUCAUUGGCAUUGCAGUGGUGUUAUCCACUGUGCCACACUACAACACAAUUCAGCCAUUUUAUUUAUUUAUUUAUUUACUAUUGAGUUUUAUAUGAAAAACACUUUUUUUCUUCUCAAAUAACAGUACUUAUGACAUGAAUAAACAUUGUUAAAUGUUAUUACAGUAAUGCCUUAAUUAAUUAUUAGUUGUAGGCACUAGUUAAAAAUAAGUAUUAAACAUUAACAAUAAUAGUAAUAAAAAAUAAUAAUAAUAAUUGAGAAAUUUAGUUUAAAAAUGCUGUAAUGAUUAACCCUCUAUGGCAUUAAUUACAUUUUUGGAAGAAAAAAAUAUGUUGUCUUUGGAAACAUUUUUGAUUAUUUAAAUCACCACUGCUUUAUCAAAAUGGCCCUAACAAAAGUAACCUACAUAAUUUUUCCCAAAAGACAACUAAUGAAACAACAUGGUUUUAGUAUGUUUAUAACAAGAAUGUAAGAAUAUAAUAAGAAAAUAACAGGCAAAUGUACUUCUUUACAUAUUCUUGCACAUAUACAUAUUGUUAUAUAUAUUUGUAAUAUGUAUAUCUACAUACAUUACAUUACAAUGAGGCGUGCAAGUGGUUCAUAAGAACCACUUGCACGCCUCAUUGUAAUGUAUGUAGAUAUGCCAUGUUACAUUAUAUUUAACAAUAAAUAAAUAAACAAAAAAUAAGUUAUGUAUAGGAUGGAAUGGUAUAAUAAAUCUGGUUUGUUGCCCAAAGGAAAUAUAAUUCCAUAGAGUGCUAAAGAUGUCUUAUUUUGUGUUCGUUAAUAAUUAAUUGAGGCAUUCGAGACAAGUCAUAAGUACUGUUAUUUAACGUACCCUUAUUGUAAAGUGUUACCGAAAAAUACAUUUGCUGUAAAUCUUUGAUUUCUUCAUCAUUUUAAUGAUAUACGAUUUUAAAAACACAUUUUAGACCCAUUAUCUUUUUCAAAACUAUGGUAGUUCUGUAUAUCAGAUAUCAGGGAGUGUGUUCAUAUCAUUACAUACUAAUAACAUACUAAAUACUUCCUAAAUACUUCCUGUAAAGGAACUUUUAGAGGUUCACCACCACUGCCGACAAUUCUGACAUACUGGUAACUUGCUAACGUAGAAGUGUUUCACACCAAAUGUACUCUGAAUCACUUCAUUCACAUCUUAAUUUAUUUACGUUUAAUUAUGCAGAGCAUUUCGUAGUAGUGAUGAAAUGACCCCUUAAUAACACUUUUAAUAUACACUGGCAUGCCAAAAGUCAUGGGAUAGCAGUAUGUAAAUUGAUCAUGAAGUGUUACCUUAAGGAAAGGCUUGGAAACACCCACACCUGUAUGCGUUGUGAGGAGUUAUCUUGUGAGUGUGGUUGAAUGUGCUGGCUCUUGAGAGCACUGGCUGUCUAGUGAUGCUGCACUGGUGGCAGUUUGAAAAGAGGCGGUGGUUGACUUCACAUGUAUUGGAGGAGGCAAGUGAUUGGAGGGUCUUAAAGAGAGGGUGGGGUAAUUGGCAUUGGUGUGACACUUGUGGGCGGGGCACAGUUAGCGUUAAAGCCCUGACUAACCAAUAGAUAGAGAGCUAACAGUUUAGUUUGUAUCACAAUGUCUUUACUAACAUGCCCAGGGUUUCCCACAGCAGUAUGUAGAUAGGGAACUAGUAUUGUGUCCCAUGACUUUUGCCAUGUCCUAUGGAAGCUAAAGAACGCUGACCUGUGGGAUUACUAUCAGAGUCAAUUGUCUGUCCACAUGGACAGUUAUAGCCAGAUGCUGCCAGUCACAAUCAUUACCACAAACAUUACCACUCAACUUCAGAAAUGGAAUGUCCAAUUUUUCUGGCAAUCACUAUCUGGCCUUGCCUAAACUCCCAUAAUUCAUGUCACUUGUCCUAGUGAGUUUGUGGGUUAAUUGGCUCUCCUAAAUUUGGGUGAUAAUUAGUUGAUAAAUAUUUGUAGGCGAGGCCUAGCUAGAUUAAUAAGCAUAGUACUAACAGACUUUAAACUGCUGUUAAAGGAGAAAUCUGGCGUAAAAUGGACUUAUGGUCUUGUGAAACAUGAUAACAAGUACAAACUUUAGUCAAAUAGCCCUCUUCAGUUUGGCCACAGCAUUCUAAAAUAUAGUGCUUUUAGCUGAUGCUCCCAACAGGCUUACAAUGCUAUUGAUAGGGGCAUAGAGUUGCCCAUUCAGUUGCCCAUGCAAAAAAAAAAUCAAUAGAAUUUUUUACAUCAUUAACAAGCUCAAAGUAGCUCCAAACUUCAUUGGUAGAAUUCUGAGGGACCCUGACAUUUUAAAUGAGGCAUUUCCAAAGAAUUAAUUUUGCAAGCAGUUCCCCUAUCCUACCCUUCGUCGUUCAUCCUAAUCAGUUGAGCUUUUCAUGCUUAUUGAGGUACUGUCUUUAUAAACAGCCUUUUUUAAUAACCUACUAUGUGUACUUUCAAGUUUUAAGUUCUCAGUGCCUCGUUUAAAAUAUCAGAGCCCUUAGAAUUCUACCAAUGAAGUAUGGAGCUACUUUGAGCCUGUUAUUGGUGUAAAAAUAAGCAAUUCCUCUGCGUGGCCAACUCUAUGCCCCUAUUGCUAGAAUUGUAAGCCUGUUGGAAGCAUAAGCUAAAGGCACUGUAUUUCAGAAUACUGGGGAGAAUAGUGUUGAAAUAUUUCACUACAUUGUUUCACUACAAUUCUAGUCCAUUUCACACCAGAUUUCUCCUUUAUGGCCUAGCCUAGUGUUAGACACCAUUAAAACAUGCUUAAUUUGAUUGACUACAUGCAGGCUGAGGAGGAGGAAACUUGGAAACUUUAAGAAGAGGACGAAAUGAAGCACGGAGCUAAGUGGUGGCUCGGUGUAGACUCUUUUGUGUUUGUUUUGUUCACACCUGACCUCAGUAAUUGUUCUUAAUCUCAGGGUUUUAUUUUCACGUUUUAUUUUUCGCAGGCUGAACUGAACACCCCUCCUCAUGAACACGACACCUGAACUGCAGUUGCCAUGCAGUAAUUGUGGAUAGUUUUCUUUAUGUUAUUUUCUCCAGUGUGGGUGUUGAUGUUAAUGUAUAUGACACGCAGUUAUGACUGAUUUUAUUUAUGUGCUUGUUUUGCGUACCUGUAAAGGGAGUGCAGCGGUGCAGGCAGCUGUAACAUCGCCUCACUCAAAGCUCCGAAACCUCUGAAAGCCUCUGUUCAGAGGCCUUUAAGGCUUUCUGGAUGAGUCUGGAAGUCUGACGGAGUCUGAAAUUUGAAGUGUGUCCCACCUCCCGCGCACAUGAGAAGCUUUUACUUUACUUUUGCAAAACUUGGAAGUUUUAUUUGAAACAUGCUGACUGCUAGACAAUGUAUUCUGGUGCCUUAUAUAUAUAUGUAUAUAUAUAAUGAGAGACGCCAUUGUCUGUAUGUCUGUGUGUAUGCAUAUAUAUAUAUAUAUAUAUAUAUAUAUAUAUAUAUAUAUAUAUAUAUAUAUAUAUAUAUAUAUAUAUAUAUAUACACAGUAUUUUUCACACUAUAAGGCGACCCGUGUUAUGAGGUGCCCUAUCAAUGAAUCUACACAGAUUUCUCUUCUGAGUGGGUGAGUAAAGCGCUUGCUUCCAUUUAUUUACUGUAAGCUUAGAUUCCCAAAUUUCUCCAGCACUAAGGCUGGAGCAUUAGUGGCUAACCGCUAGAGCUGCACUGAGUAAUUCUGAGUGUUCCAGUAAGCCAAAACGAUAUUAGCUAGCAGUUCGUCCCAUUUAACUUAUUUUAACAUGGUAAACGCGCAUGCUACAGUGCGAUAUACUCCCCUCUGAUUGUUGAAAGAGCUAGCGCGGUUAGCGGGUAAUGGUAAUGCUGCUCCAGCAGUGCUAGCCGAGGUUAGCAGCAGGCUACAGGCCGAUAAUACUCACCACUGAACGGGAAAUAUCAGUUAGCGGCUAAUGCUAAUGCCCUCCAACCCCGGUGCUGGUAAAAAACUUCACUGAAACUCCUGUAUAAUGUUGUACUUCAGCAGAGUGGCUUUACUGCUUCUUACAACCUGACUGGUAAAAUUCAUACAUAAAGCACACCGGAUUAUAAGGUGCACUGAUGUUUUUGGGGAAAAUUAAAGAAUUUUAAGUGCGCCUUAUAGUGCGAAAAAUAUGGUUUGUGUGGGUCUGUGUGUUUGUGUGUGCUGGCAGAGUGGAAUAGGCUAUGUUCACACAGCAGGUAAAUGUGGCCCAUAUCUGGCCAUAUCAUUUUCAUACCAAAUGUUUAUUUUCAUCUGUUCACACUGGCGUCUUUUUAAUGUGACCCAUAUCUGACAUUCAUCUGAACAGUUUUUGCUGCUUAACUGAAAACAUACACUGAUCAAACCACCUCCUUGUUUCUACACCCAUUAGUAAUUUCUUCAUUAUUUAUCAUCUCAACUUGUUGUUCUGUAAUUACAGACUGUAGUCCUAUAUCUGUUUCUCUGCAUACUUCAUUAUUAUUAUCCUCAUUUGACCUUGUCAGGACUCCACAGGAGAGACCACCACAGAGCAGGUACAGUAUUAUUUGGAUGGUGGGUCAUUUAUUCUCAGCUUUUUAAACACCUUAGUCAGUGUCACUGCUGGACUGAGGAUGUUUACCAGCAGCACCCUGUGGGCAGCACAACAUCUGCAGCAAUAGAUGAACUCCUGUCUCUGACUUUACAUCUACAGAUUGGAGCAGCUUAGUAGAAGUCCAUAAUACAGUGGACAGUGAGUAGAUACAGUGUUUAAAAACUGUCUAAUCCACUUGAACCAGCUCACUAUAAAAAGGGCACAGUAUUGAAAAUGUCAGACUUAGUGUAUUUUUGCCAUUCACACUGCCACACAAAUGAUACAACGGUGUCACAUGAUUAAAAAAAAAUCAGAUGGCCGCUCUUUUACCUGCUGUUUGAACGUAGCUGCGGUAAUGAACCAAAGUUCUCAGUUAACUGCUUAUUUUUUUUUGUUCUUCAUUUUUUUAAAUAAGUGCACUACUCUUCAGCCAGUCAUUUAUGCUGCCCAAUGUGGUAUAUUUAAGUUUUUGUGGGAGUGAAUUUUAUUGAAAUGUCAUGUUCUCAUCCAAACUGUUUCAUCACCUGAACCAUUUUUAUUCAUAAAAGCAUAUAUAAUAA